AUGAGGGAAAAAGGUGUAUCAGAAAAAUAUGUGAGGAUUGUAAGUGAUAUGUGUAGAGAAGCAACAACACAGGUAAGAAGCUCAGUGGGAACAACAGAGAAGUUUGAGGUGAAAGUUAGACUCUACCAAGGCUCUGCCCUGAGUCCCUACAUCUUUGAUAUGGUAAUGAAUGUGAUAGUGGCUGGAGUGAAAGAUCAGGUGCCUUGGAGUGUACUCUGUGCAGAUGACAUAGUGUUAGUAACCACCAGUGUGCUAUGUGACAAAAGAUUUAAAGUAAAGCUGAAGGAGAAAAUGUACAAGAGCAUUGUCAGACCUGCAUUGAUGUACAGUAGUGAAACAUGGCCCUUGAAGAAAGCACAGGAGAGAGUGAUGGAAGUGGCAGAAAUGAGAAUGUUACGUUUAUGUGCUGGUGACAAGAAGAGACAGGAUAAGAAAUGA
Macrobrachium nipponense is the source of this 438-nucleotide messenger RNA. RefSeq lists its product as uncharacterized. The record is from RefSeq and is a predicted model, not a curated record. The transcript is spliced from 2 exons. The coding region runs from base 1 to 438 and encodes 145 amino acids. Lineage: Eukaryota; Metazoa; Arthropoda; Malacostraca; Decapoda; Palaemonidae.